UAAGAAACCAAUCGUUCAACCAACAUCACCGAAGAUGACAGCACCAGCAGUGGAACCACCAUGGUAAGUUUUUUCAUCAGGAGCAGCGAUAAAAAAAAGCCAGGCAGGAACUUGUGUUCGAAGGCUCGCAAGGCAGAAUAAAAAAGAAAGAGGCUUGAGAGCCAAAAGGAAAGCAUCUUCUCUCUCAAAAUAACUUAGCCAAUCAUUGGGUCUACCCUGGUGUGGGUGGGAUGCUCUGAGGUGACCACAGCAUCACCUAUCUGUAAACCAGAGAGAGAGAGAGAGAGAGGUCAUAUAUAGAAGGUGGUAAAGGCUAUAAGGAGGAGGAGAUGUCGGGAGACAGUGAAUGGGAGUUAAAAAAGGAAAGCUGAUUCAUUGCAGGAAUCUAUAAAAAUUUAUGGCGGCUCUCAAAACUAGCAAGCAUGAAAGGCUUUAUUAUAGGUGAAGCCUUCACCUCUGUGAGAAGCUUGGUGUAGAGAGCUAAAGAGACAGCAUGGAGGUGGCUCACUUGCAGAGAAGAUUCAUUGAUCUCACAACAACCCUAUUUCAGCAGGGGAUUCUGGACAACCAGUUCAUACAGCUUCAGCAACUGCAGGAUGAGAGUAACCCUAACUUUGUUCAUGAAGUGGUGUCUCUUUUCUUCCAAGAUUCUGAAAAACUUCUCAAUGAACUGAGCAGGAUCCUAGAUCAUCAGAUUGUGGAUUUCAAGAUAGUUGAUGCUCAUGUCCACCAGUUCAAGGGCAGCAGCGCCAGCAUAGGAGCUCAGAGGAUUAAAGAUGUCUGUAUUGCCUUCCGCAGCUGCUGCGAGGAGAACAACAGGGACGGAUGUAUCAGAUGUUUGCAGCAAGUUAAGCAAGAGUACUGCCUUGUAAAAAGCAAUCUUGAAGAUCUAUUCAGGCUGGAGAAGCAGAUUUUGGCAGCUGGGGGGUCAAUUCCAACUAUGCAGUAGAGGCUGUCUGGCACUUGUCAAGGAGUUUAAAGAUGUCUUAGGAAAACGAGUCCAUGUUCUUUAUUUGUUGAGCUUUUGCUAUCUGUUUUGUUUCUAACUACUUUUAAAGAUUUGUGCUUGGUACAGUUGAAAGAUGCCACCAUUCCUUUACUUUGUGGAUGAUGUAAGACUGUUUCAUAGUAUCCUGGAUUACCGGAAUGAUAGUGUAAGACUGAUUUAAGCAUCAGUAUUAAAUGCAUCAUGCUUGAUUGAUUUGCUG
Messenger RNA from Phoenix dactylifera (date palm), 1208 nucleotides. It is a transcript of the gene AHP1, whose product is annotated as histidine-containing phosphotransmitter 1. NCBI's taxonomy places the organism in Eukaryota, Viridiplantae, Streptophyta, Magnoliopsida, Arecales, Arecaceae. The record is from RefSeq and is a predicted model, not a curated record. Gene Ontology annotation, cellular component: nucleus; cytoplasm. Gene Ontology annotation, biological process: cytokinin-activated signaling pathway; phosphorylation; phosphorelay signal transduction system. Gene Ontology annotation, molecular function: protein histidine kinase binding; histidine phosphotransfer kinase activity.